AUGGGUGUUACUCAGAUCACCACUGACAAGGAAUGGAAGGAGCUCGUGGAGAAGAGCCAAGAGCCUGUCGUUGUCGACUUCUUCGCCACCUGGUGUGGUCCUUGCAAGGCCAUCGCUCCCGUCGUUGAGAAGAUGAGCGAGAACGCCCCCUCUGUCAAAUUCUACAAGGUCGAUGUCGACCAACUUGCCGAAGUCGCCCAGGAAAACGGCAUCUCCGCGAUGCCCACUUUUGUAUUCUUCAAGGAUGGCAAGAAGGUGGACGAGUUCACAGUUCGCGGCGCCCAGCGUGAUUUGAUCCAGAAGCGUGUCAACGAGAUCUCCGCCUAG
This is a messenger RNA of Penicillium oxalicum, 327 nucleotides long. RefSeq names its product thioredoxin family protein. The transcript is spliced from 2 exons. The record is from RefSeq and is a predicted model, not a curated record. Gene Ontology annotation, molecular function: protein-disulfide reductase activity. NCBI's taxonomy places the organism in Eukaryota, Fungi, Ascomycota, Eurotiomycetes, Eurotiales, Aspergillaceae. The coding region runs from base 1 to 327 and encodes 108 amino acids.